Anopheles darlingi is the source of this 1788-nucleotide messenger RNA. It is a transcript of the gene Droj2, whose product is annotated as dnaJ homolog subfamily A member 1. Gene Ontology annotation, cellular component: cytoplasm; cytosol. NCBI's taxonomy places the organism in Eukaryota, Metazoa, Arthropoda, Insecta, Diptera, Culicidae. Gene Ontology annotation, molecular function: Hsp70 protein binding; ATP binding. Gene Ontology annotation, biological process: response to heat; protein refolding. The transcript has a single exon. The coding region runs from base 314 to 1519 and encodes 401 amino acids. The record is from RefSeq and is a predicted model, not a curated record.
ACUGGCAUCACUGGCAAAUUCGUGAAAAUUCGAGAAGAAAAAGGGUCGCAGCGGCCGCUGUUCCAGAGAAUUCAUCAUCGUGAUAUUCCACCCGAAAAAGAGUGUAAUUCCGCAUCGUCCCUGUAUCCAACGAAGUGCCACCCCGAGCGCCGUGCCGUGCGUGCAUUAACAAAAGCGAACCCGUUACAGCGAAAAGCGCGUGUUUUGCGAUAAUCGGAAGCGAAGAAAUCGUGUGACCCAUCAUCCGAGGUGGUGGUGUGCUUGCAGAAAAAAAGUGAGGAGCGAAAAAAAGAAAAAACAAAAAAAAACCAAAAUGGUGAAGGAAACGGGGUUCUACGAUGUGCUUGGCGUGAAGCCAGGCUGCUCGCCCGAGGAUCUGAAGAAGGCUUACAGGAAGCUGGCGAUGAAGUACCAUCCGGACAAAAACCCGAACGAGGGCGAGCGCUUCAAGCAGAUCUCGAUGGCGUACGAGGUGCUGUCGGACCCGGAAAAGAAGGCCAUCUACGAUGAGGGUGGCGAGGCAGCGAUUAAGCAGGGCGGUGCGGGCGGUGGCGGUGGUUUCCACAGCCCGAUGGACAUAUUCGAGAUGAUCUUUAACGGCGGCAUGGGCGGCCGCAGGGAGCAGCGUGGCCGUGACCUGGUGCACCGGUUGACCGUGACCCUGGAGGAGCUGUACUGUGGCGCAACCCGGAAGUUGGCCCUGCAGAAGAACGUCAUCUGCGACGGGUGCGAUGGGAUCGGCGGGAAGAAGGGCACGGUACACAAAUGCGCACCCUGCAAUGGUACGGGCGUGCUGACGAAGGUGCAGCAGAUCCUGCCCGGUUUCAUGCAGCAGAACCGCGUGCCGUGCCGAGCGUGUCAGGGCCAGGGCGAGGUGUUCGAUGAGAAGCAUAAAUGCAAAAAGUGCGAAGGCGAGAAAAAGCUACGGGACAAAAAGAUCCUGGACGUGCACAUCGAGAAGGGUAUGCGCUCCGGACAGAAGAUCGUCUUUAACGGCGAAGGUGACCAGGAACCGGGCCUGCAGCCGGGCGACAUUGUGAUAGUGCUAAUGGAGAAGGAGCACCCGAUCUUCAAGCGUUCGGGCAUGGAUCUGCUGAUGGAGAUGCGGCUCGAGCUGUCGGAGGCGCUCUGUGGCUUCCAGAAGGUUAUUUCGACGCUGGACAAGCGGGCCCUCGUCAUUACGUCGCAUCCGGGUGAGGUGAUGAAGCACGAGUCGGUCAAGUGCAUAAUGGACGAGGGUAUGCCGCAGUGGAAGAACCCGUUCGAGAAGGGCCGGCUGAUCAUUCAGUUUACGGUCGCGUUCCCGGAUUCGCUGCCGCGCGAUGCCGUCAAGAUGUUGGAGCAGUACCUACCGGCCCGGCCGCACGAGGACAUCCCGCAGGACGUAGAGAUGGUUAGCAUGGUCGAGCUGGAUCCGGAGCAGGAAUCGCGCAACGCUCGGUACAAGAACGCCUACGAUGAGGACGACGAUGAGGGUGGCACUCCGGGGGUGCGGGUGCAGCAGUGUAACUCUAGCUAAGUUCCCACUCCCUCACCCCCACUACCCUUUACAUCAACCAGAACCCGUCAUCCCCCAAAAAGCUGGAGCGACAUUUUUUAGUUACUGUACACGCACCCAGUCUGAAUACAAAGAACCUAUAAAACCAAUAGCCUCUAUCAAGGUCGUCGACAUCCCCCGACAUUGCACCAGGACUGUCCAGAUUGCGUUAGUCUGGUGAAUGUGUGGACACAAAAUUCAUUACAAUAAAUUAUUAGGACAUCGCUGAUGCGCGAGCGAAUCAAGAAUAA